Molecule: messenger RNA, 2050 nt
Organism: Cajanus cajan (pigeon pea)
Lineage: Eukaryota; Viridiplantae; Streptophyta; Magnoliopsida; Fabales; Fabaceae
Source: RefSeq, a predicted model, not a curated record
CACACAAACACAACAGCAAAGCAUGUGAUCAUUCAUGUGUAUCUUUGGUGAGAGAAAAAGCAACCCAGCUUGAAUGCUAUUACUAUAGAGAGGAAAGGGGUCUCUCUGGGUUUUAGCUUUAGCACACACUGUGUUGAAGGGGGAAAGUGAGAGAGAGAGUUGCUGCCGCCAACUCCCAUUGAAUGCUCCCAACCUUCACUACUUCCGCCUUCUUCUUUACGCCUUUUUUCUCUACACUCUUCUUUCUAUUUACCCUGCUCCCUCACUCGCAAAACCCUAAUUCCCCCCUCCAAACCUUCGCUUCUUCAAUCUCCUCCUGCGCCAUCUCCAAUUUCACUUUCUCUGCUCCUUUCUUCGCUAGGAUGGCAGGGGUGGAGAAUAGCGACGGGAACGGGAGUGAACGGGAAUUAGCGGGAACUAGCGAUAACGGUUAUGCGGAAGCUGCAGAGCCUAGUGGCUCUGCUGGUGGCGAAGGGAACGAUGCCGUUUCGUAUGCGAACGUACUGCGUUCGAGGAACAAGUUUGUCGAAGCUCUCGCGCUCUACGAGCGUGUCUUGGAGAGUGACGGCGCAAAUGUGGAGGCUCUCAUUGGGAAAGGGAUAUGCCUUCAGAUGCAGAAUAAGGGAAAGCCUGCGUUUGAGACUUUUUCCGAGGCUAUCAAGCUGGAUCCUCAGAAUGCUUGUGCUCACACGCAUUGCGGUAUUCUGCACAAAGACGAGGGUCGCCUGGUGGAGGCUGCCGAGUCAUAUCAGAAGGCUUUACAAGUGGAUCCUUCAUACAAAGCAGCUGCUGAAUGCCUUGCCAUUGUUUUAACAGAUAUUGGUACCAACACAAAGCUUGCAGGGAACACUCAGGAUGGAAUUCAAAAAUAUUUUGAAGCCCUCAAAGUAGAUCCGCACUAUGCUCCUGCAUACUAUAAUCUUGGUGUGGUCUAUUCUGAAAUGAUGCAAUAUGACAUGGCCCUCAAUUUCUAUGAAAAGGCUGCAUUAGAGAGGCCCAUGUAUGCUGAAGCAUAUUGCAAUAUGGGUGUGAUCUUUAAAAAUCGUGGUGAUUUGGAAUCGGCUAUUACUUGUUAUGAGAGGUGUUUAGCGGUUUCACCUAACUUCGAGAUUGCAAAGAAUAAUAUGGCUAUAGCUUUGACAGAUUUGGGAACAAAGGUUAAAUUGGAGGGGGACAUCAACCGAGGUGUGGCUUUGUAUAAGAAAGCUUUGUAUUACAACUGGCAUUAUGCUGAUGCCAUGUAUAAUCUCGGGGUUGCGUAUGGUGAGAUGCUUAAGUUUGAUAUGGCCAUUGUGUUCUAUGAACUUGCUUUUCACUUCAAUCCACAUUGUGCGGAAGCCUGUAACAAUCUUGGAGUUAUUUAUAAAGAUCGUGAAAACCUUGAUAAAGCUGUAGAAUGCUACCAGCUUGCCUUGUCAAUCAAACCUAAUUUUUCACAGUCAUUAAAUAACCUUGGUGUAGUAUACACUGUCCAGGGUAAAGUGGAUGCUGCUGCAAGUAUGAUUGAGAAAGCUAUCAUUGCAAACCCGACAUAUGCAGAAGCAUACAAUAACCUAGGAGUUCUUUAUAGGGAUGCUGGUGAUAUAGCUCGUGCAAUUAAUGCUUAUGAGCAAUGUCUUAAGAUUGAUCCUGAUUCUCGAAAUGCUGGCCAGGUGUGGUGCAUAAUGGGUGAUUCUUUUGUCCAUUUUGUGUUCUGUAAAUUGUUUAGACACAUGCAAUCAUGCAUCAAAUUCAUAGCAGUGUACCUUACGAGCCUCUGUCUUCUGUUUAGGAGUUGGUUUAUAUUGGAAAUGGGGUUCAUGUUAAACUAGAUAUAUUGUGGUGGUGCGUACCUAUUAUGUAAGCAUAUUAUGGUCCCCAUGAUGUAGAGUGUAUAGGUUAAGUUUUAUUGCAGGAGAGUGAGCUUUCAGUUUGGGAUCUAGGUUAUAAAGGGAGAAAAUAAAUUGGUGUUUAAAAUCUGAUGAAGUGCCUGGAAUAAGUGUGUGAAGUUGACUAUUUUAGGAAUCCAUGAAAGAUGGGUAUGGACAUCCCUUUAGAUUUUAGAUUGUAA